CGGACACCUUCCUCUCCUCCUCAACAGAGAUGGCAGUAAGCUCUCCAAGAGACAAGGAGAUAUCUACAUACAGAGUUUCCAGAGGAGUGGGGCCCUACCGGAAGCUCUACUGGAUAUCACCACACACUGUGGAUCUGGCUUUAACAGUAACCGUGUGGGUCGUAAGAUGGAGGAACUGAUCGCUGAGUUUAACCCGUCUAAGAUCACCACCCACUCUGCCCUGCUAGACCCGGACAAACUACCUGAGUUUAACAAGAUCCACCUGCAGCAGCGUAUCGAUGACGCGGUGCAACGUGAUUGGCUGGUGAAGGAUCUGCAGGGGCGGAUCCAGGAAGUGUACGGAACACAGGUCCAGGAUCAGGAUGUUCUGCAACCAGAUUACAUCACAAGGGUUCUACACCUGCGCAAGGGUCAUAUCUCCUCUGUGUCUGACCUGGUGUCCUCAGAGUAUUCCUACCUGUGGGUUCGACCUUCUUUCUCUGACCAACAGAUGGCAGCACUCAGCUCAGAGACACAACACAUCGCUACUCUUGUCAUACGGUUGAUGGAAGGUCUGAAAGGAGGUGAGGAACUGACAGUAGACCAGCUCAGUGUACAACUGAAGACUCUGGCUAAGAAAGAAACAAACAAGGCACCACACUAA
Messenger RNA from Salvelinus sp. IW2-2015, 643 nucleotides. RefSeq names its product nondiscriminating glutamyl-tRNA synthetase EARS2, mitochondrial. Gene Ontology annotation, cellular component: mitochondrion. Gene Ontology annotation, biological process: glutamyl-tRNA aminoacylation. The record is from RefSeq and is a predicted model, not a curated record. Lineage: Eukaryota; Metazoa; Chordata; Actinopteri; Salmoniformes; Salmonidae. Gene Ontology annotation, molecular function: tRNA binding; glutamate-tRNA ligase activity; ATP binding.